UUUGGCACCUCAUCAUUUUCUAUUUGCGUCACUGCAUUGCCCCACUAGUUCAGGAUGAGAGAGACAAGCCGUACUCAGCGUGAAAAGAAUAUCUGCCUUUUUUGACAUUUUGUGUAUGUGAGCGAGAGUGUGUGUUUGGGGGGGAGUGAUGUCAUAACUGGAAGAGGGAGCGAGGGGAGGGGAGGCUAGUGGGCUGACUUCUCCCUCGGCAUCUCUGCUUCCCCAGCCAGCCCAGAGUAACACCCAGCCUGCCUCACUGCUAGAGACUACUACACAGUGGGCUCUUCAGAGCACAACACACUCUCACACAAACACACCGGCGAAAACACACACACAGGUGCUCCGGACCAGCUGUCCUUUGUAAAGCGAGCAGUAGAUUCCAGCUGUUUUUUUUAUCUGUCUGAACGGUGCAGAGAGGAGUGAGAAUGCCUUCACGAAGCCUAGACUGUGAUAUCUCUGUCCUCAUCGCCUGUGUGGUGGACGUUGAGGUGUUCACCAGUCAGGAGGUCAAGGAGAUGUUCGAGGCCCUGUUCCUGGCCUACGAUGAGCAGGUGACGUUUCAGCUGUUCAAGAGCUUCCGGCGUGUCCGCAUCAACUUCAGCAACCCCAAAGCAGCCGCCAGCGCCAGGAUAGAGCUGCACGAAACGCCCUUCAGAGGCAAGAAGCUCAAACUCUACUUUGCCCAGGUCCAGAACCCAGUAUCAGAUGGUGAUAACCUGCACCUGGCUCCUCCCCAGCCCUCUAAACAGUUCCUCAUCUCCCCUCCCGGCUCGCCGCCCAUUGGCUGGCAGCAGAUAGACGAGACCACGCCCGUCAUCAACUACGACCUGCUCUAUGCUGUGGCCAAGCUGGGCCCCGGAGAGAAGUUUGAGCUGCAUGCUGGAACAGAGUCCACCCCCAGUGUUGUUGUCCAUGUCUGCGACAGCGACACCGAGGAAGUCGAGGAACCAAAGAAUUGCCCCAAACCAAAAAUCAUCCAGACCCGGCGCCCUGACCUUCCUACUUCUCACUGAACUCUGUCCCCCUUCCACUUCCUGUCGUAACAUCGUCAUCUGGAGGAAGGAGAAUCGAUCCCCUGUCUCUCUCUCACAGGAACAAUCCCCGUGUUCAGCACUCCCCACCCUACGGCCACCUCGCCCGGGCCAGAAGGGGAGUGCUCUCUGUUACUCAUCCUCGUCGACAUACAGCCGUUGAUGUGCUACAUGUAUGAUUGUGUUGGCAAUACUCCAUACUUAAAUCAAGAUACAGCCACCAUACUCUCAGUGAUUGGUUCCUAUCUGUAUGAUUCUGUUGUUGUAAUGUCACACAGUUUGCAGUGAUGGGGCAGCACCUUGCUUUGAGCUCGGCCUCUGAUUGGCUUAGGGGUUGUGGCGAAUGCCAGUGUAAAGAAGCCCAUUGGUCGCCUUUAUAGACGUGUGUUAGCUUUGCUCUCGCUCCACUGCGUAUGUACCACAAGCACUGACGAUGAAUAGCGCUUCUCUCAUUAGGGCAUGCUAGCUACUGAGGUGGUGGGAUGAGUUGAAGUAACCUGAAGGAGCAUUAUGGUAAAUGGUCAAUACUUUGUCCUAUAGUCCCCUUAAAGUUGGGUUAUUCAUCGUGUUAUCAGUGCUGUCUGUCGACCAUGGGAAUUCUUUCAAUCUCGCCAAUGCAUGCACUGGUCUGAUCUAGUUUGUGUGUUUACUUUGUUCCGUUUUCUGUAUGUAGCUGUCAAUUUGACCUCUCUUCUCUCUUCGCUAACUUCUCUCUUUUAUCUCCCUGUGUUUUCUGGCUACCGGUGUCCUUCACAGAAAACAAGGCUAUUAACAGUUACAAUCCAUGCAUCUUACAGGGAAAGAUUAUGUACAAUGACAUUUCUGUGAUUGUUCCUCAGUGUGAAUUUUUCUGUGUCCAUGUCUUGUCCCUGAAAGUCUGUUUGAAGAAAAGGGAGUAGAAGAAAACAAAAGAAAAAAACAUAACAAAGAAAAAAAUGCAAUGCCUGGUGGCCACCUUUUCCUCAUUGGCUGAAAUGGAGAGCCAAUCAUAUCACGUGAAGCCAGUCUAUAAAGUGCAUGGUUAUGGUUUUUAUAGAGAUAUUGUGUUGUCUGAGAACCGUGGCUCAGUCAUGGGAUUUCCUCGUGUUUCCUUUAUGUGCCUCUGUAGGGAGCGAGAAAGAAACAUUUAUUCAAACUCACCACGAAGAAAAUAAAUGCAUGAUGACGAUCCUGAGAGGAAAAAAAUAAUGUUAUUAUAGAGUUACACAAAUCUUCCAAGUGCUAUUACACAGUUUCUGUCGAGAUGGUCAAGGGGAAUUACAUACUGUACUCACACACACAACCAUGUUUGUUUUCCUUUAUUGUGUGUUUUGUUUUUCCUGUGUUGGUUCAAUGAGUGUCUUCUUGGUGUGCCUGAUUUAACUUAUAGGCAGUAGAACAAGCCCUGUACAAAUUGGACCUCCCUGUCUAUUUGUGGAGAACUGGCGUUGUGAUACAUUUUCUAUUGUCCAAACUAUUGACCCUUCCUGUUUCAGACAUUGCACCUACACUCUGAUUCUACAUUACUGUGACCCACUGAUUCAACCCUGGGUGCUUUUAUACACUAACGCCUCACUCUAAACCCUCACUGUAACCCCUCACUGUAACCCCUCACUCUAAACCCUCACUGUAACCCCUCACUGUAACCCCUCACUGUAACCCCUCACUGUAACCCCUCACUGUAACCCCUCACUGUAACCCCUCACCAUAACCCCUCACUGUAACCCCUCACUCCAACCCCUCACUGUAACCCCUCACUCUAAACCCUCACUGUAACCCCUCACUGUAACCCCUCACUCAAAACCCUCACUGUAACCUCUCAUUGUACAUCAUUCCAAUCCCCAUCUCUGAUAACGAUGGCUCAAAUGAUCAGAUUUGAUAACCCAGUUCAAAGUGCACUAACUGAAAUUAUUUUUUAAUUCCAACCAGUUCCAGUAGGUUGUAGUUUAAUUCCAACCAGUUCCAGUAGGUUGUAGUUUAAUUCCAACCAGCUCCAGUAGGUUGUAGUUUUAUUCCAACAAGCUCCAGUAGGAUGUAGUUUAAUUCCAACCAGUUCCAGUAGGAUGUAGUUUAAUUCCAACCAGUUCCAGUAGGUUGUAGUUUUAUUCCAACAAGCUCCAGUAGGAUGUAGUUUAAUUCCAACCAGUUCCAGUAGGAUGUAGUUUAAUUCCAACCAGUUCCAGUAGGUUGUAGUUUUAUUCCAACCAGCUCCAGUAGGUUGUAGUCUAAUUCCAACCAGCUCCAGUAGGUUGUAGUUUUAUUCCAACCAGCUCCAGUAGGUUGUAGUUUUAUUCCAACCAGUUCCAGUAGGUUGUAGUUUAAUUCCAACCAGCUCCAGUAGGUUGUAGUUUUAUUCCAACCAGCUCCAGUAGGUUGUAGUUUUAUUCCAACCAGCGCCAGUAGGAUGUAGUUUUAUUCCAACCAGCUCCAGUAGGUUGUAGUUUUAUUCCAACCAGCUCCAGUAGGAUGUAGUUUAAUUCCAACCAGUUCCAGUAGGUUGUAGUUUUAUUCCAACAAGCUCCAGUAGGAUGUAGUUUAAUUCCAACCAGUUCCAGUAGGUUGUAGUUUUAUUCCAACAAGCUCCAGUAGGAUGUAGUUUAAUUCCAACCAGUUCCAGUAGGUUGUAGUUUUAUUCCAACAAGCUCCAGUAGGAUGUAGUUUAAUUCCAACCAGUUCCAGUAGGUUGUAGUUUAAUUCCAACCAGUUCCAGUAGGUUGUAGUUUUAUUCCAACAAGCUCCAGUAGGAUGUAGUUUAAUUCCAACCACUUCCAGUAGGUUGUAGUUUAAUUCCAACCAGUUCCAGUAGGAUGUAGUUUAAUUCCAACCAGUUCCAGUAGGUUGUAGUUUAAUUCCAACCAGUUCCAGUAGGUUGUAGUUUAAUUCCAACCAGUUCCAGUAGGUUGUAGUUUAAUUCCAACCAGCUCCAGUAUGAUGUAGUUUAAUUCCAACCAGUUCCAGUAGGUUGUAGUUUAAUUCCAACCAGUUCCAGUAGGAUGUAGUUUAAUUCCAACCAGUUCCAGUAGGUUGUAGUUUAAUUCCAACCAGUUCCAGUAGGUUGUAGUUUAAUUCCAACCAGUUCCAGUAGGUUGUAGUUUAAUUUCAACCAGCUCCAGUAGGUUAUAUUUUUAUUUUACCUGCAAUAUUUUCCUAUCUGUUAUUGUAUAACAUUUAGUCAUUCUAAUCGAUAUUUUAAGCAGAUCAAAUGAUGUUGGUAAUAAUGAGCCACUAUCCUUGUGGAAGUCAUAGACUUCAAAUGAAAUUGAAUACAGGCCCGUUCCUAAAAACACCAGGUUUGAAUCAUGUAUUGUAAAUGGUGCAUAUCAAAUGUUUACAAUAGUGUAUUCCUCUUCCUUGUUUUAUUUCAUACAUGCUGGCUUUAAGACACUGUUCCCUCACUGUAUGGUCAGAUGAACCAGACACGACACAUGCCACUGUCCCAAGUAUGUACUACAGCCACCAUUACUACCCUCAAUGAGGUGACUUGUAUACAUGCAAUGGUUUUUGUUCUGGACUUUGGUGUCUUUCGCCUAGACCUCGGAUCUGUUGAAUCUGCGCUACAAUCUGCGCUACAAUCCUCCAAACGUAAACACAAUAGACACUAUGUACCUGUGUAUGAUUCAACAUGUCCCGAUAUUUGUAUUUUAUUUUCAAAUUAAAAUCAUUAUGUUAUUAUCUGUUUCUUCUAAGAGUCCGUUGGAUUGGAAGGGAAUAUCAGUGAUGGAGGUAACCAGUAUGUGUAUUGUGUAAAAAUAGUGUAUGACCAUCAAUGUACUUGUCAUUCUACACGUAACGUUACAACAACCUGCCUGCCUACACUAAGGAGACAUAUCUGUAUAUAUUAAUCAAUACUAUUUUUACUGCAUUUUUGUACAAAUAUUCAUGGUAGCCAUGUACAAGUAGUUCAAAUGAUUCUAUGGUAGUAUUAAAAUAGUUUGGUUUUAA
This is a messenger RNA of Oncorhynchus mykiss (rainbow trout), 4952 nucleotides long. It is a transcript of the gene rcan2, whose product is annotated as regulator of calcineurin 2. The record is from RefSeq and is a predicted model, not a curated record. Gene Ontology annotation, molecular function: calcium-dependent protein serine/threonine phosphatase regulator activity; nucleic acid binding. Gene Ontology annotation, biological process: calcium-mediated signaling. NCBI's taxonomy places the organism in Eukaryota, Metazoa, Chordata, Actinopteri, Salmoniformes, Salmonidae. Gene Ontology annotation, cellular component: cytoplasm; nucleus.